AUGAGGGUGGUCGUGCUUGCCCUGACUCUAGCCCUUGUGGCUGCGCAACAUAACUUUGCCCCUGAUUUUGCUCUGGGUAAGACAUAUGUCUACAAAUAUGAGACACUGCUCCUGGGCGGUCUACCAGAGGAAGGACUGGCAAGAGCUGGACUAAAAGUCAGAAGCAAAGUUUUCAUCAGCGCCGUAGAACAGAACCUGUUGAUGGUCAAGCUUGUGGAACCAGAGCUCUUCGAGUACAGCGGUGUUUGGCCAAAGGAUGAUUUCAUCCCGGCCCCUAAGCUGACAGCAGCCCUGGCCCCUCAGCUCAUGAUCCCCAUCAAGUUUGAGUACACCAACGGCGUCGUCGGAAAAAUGUUUGCGCCCGAGGGAGUCUCCGUGAUGGUGUUGAACAUCUACAGAGGUGUCCUGAACGUUCUGCAGCUCAACAUCAAGAAGACGCAGAAUGUCUACGAGAUGCAAGAGGACGGAGCUCAGGGUGUGUGCAAGACUCUCUACGCCAUCACCGAAGAUGAGAAGGCUGAACGUAUCCAUCUGACCAAGACCAGAGAUCUGACCCACUGUCAGGAAAGGAUCAUGAAGGAUAUCGGGUUGGCCUACACUGAGACAUGUGCCAAGUGUCAGCGGGAUUCCAAGAACUUGAAAGGAGCGACGGCAUACAACUACGUUCUGAAGUCGGUUCCCAGUGGUGUGAUGAUCUUGGAGGCAUCUGUCAAUGAAGUCAUUCAGUUCUCACCUUUCCACGAGAAAAAUGGAGCUGCUCAGAUGGAGACCCGGCAAAAAUUGGUUUUCCUGGAGGUCCAGAAAGUUCCCAUCGUACCGGUUAAAGCAGAGUACCUCCACCGUGGAUCCCUCAAGUACCAGUUCUCCACCGAGCUGCUGCAAACACCCAUUCAGCUUGUGAGGCUCACCAACGUCCAGGCCCAGAUUGUAGAAAUUAUAAACCACAUGGUCGACCACAACAAGGAGAAAGCCCAAGAGGAUGCCCCACUCAAGUAUUUGGAGCUCAUUCAACUUCUUCGCAUGGCUAAAUAUGAAGACCUGCAAAGGCUUUGGAGCCAGCUUAAGACGAAAGAAACACACAGACGGUGGAUGCUGGAUGCCAUUGCUUCCCUUGGAACUCACGUUGCUCUGAGAUUCAUAACGGAAAAGUUGGAGGAUAACGAGAUGACGGUCUCCGAAGUCGCUCAGGCUUUGAUUGCAUCGGUUCACAUGGUGACAGCAGACACUGAGGCCAUUAAGAUGAUUAACAUCCUGUUUGAGAAGAACAAGGUACAGGAGAGCCCACUUCUGCGCGAGCUUGUCAGCCUUGCCUACGGUACCAUGGUUUACAAACAUUGUCUUGACAAGCCGGUCUGUCCUGUCGAGCUGAUCAAGCCCGUCCACGAAUAUCUUGAAAAGGAUUUGGCUAAAGCCAAUCCACGGGAGAUUAUUUACACUUUGAAGGUGUUGGGCAAUGCUGGCCAUCCUAUGAGCCUGAAGCCGAUCACUAAGAUCCUGCCCAUACAUGGCACAGCAGCGGCAAGCCUGCCCGUGAGUGUUCACGCUGAGGCGAUCAUGGCCUUGAGGAACAUUGCCAAGAAGGAACCAAGAAUGGUCCAGGACCUGGUUCUUCAGCUGUAUAUGGACAAGGCUCUUCACCCUGAGCUCCGUAUGCUGGCCUGCAUUGUGCUCUUCGAGACACGGCCGCCAGUUGGUCUGGUGACAAACCUUGCCAACAUUUUGAGGACGGAGGAGGACAUGCAGGUGGCUAGCUUCACUUACUCUCAUAUGAAGUCCCUGACGAGAAGCACUUCCCCAAACCAUGCUUCCAUUGCCGCCGCUUGCAACAUCGCAGUCAAACUCUUGAGCAGGAAGCUGGAAAGACUGAGCCUCCGUUUCAGCAGAGCCAUUCAGAUGGACAUCUAUAGCAAUCCCCUGAUGCUUGGGGCUGCCGCCACUACUUUCUACAUCAACGAUGCUGCCUCCAUUUUGCCUAGAAGCAUCAUGGCUAAGACCAGCGCCUACGUUGCUGGAGCUGCUGCUGAUGUCCUAGAGGUCGGAGUGAGAACUGAGGGACUCCAGGAGACUCUGCUGAAGAGUCACGCCUUGACCGAUAACGUGGACAGGCUCACAAAGAUGAAGCGCGUCAUUAAGGCUCUGUCUGAGUGGAGGUCCAUGCCCAACACCAAGCCUCUGGCCUCCGCUUACGUCAGGUUCUUCGGGCAAGAAAUUGCUUACAUUGACUUUGACCAGACUUUGAUGAAGGAGCUGGAAAAAUGGCCCUCUAUUGAGCAGCUUAGUAAGAAUGCCCUCAAGGCUCUGCUGUCUGGAGCUUCCUUCCAUGUUGCUAAACCAGUGUUGGCAAAUGAAGUGCGGCGCAUUAUGCCAACGGCUGCUGGAUUCCCCAUGGAGCUUGGUUUCUACACUGCUGCUGUGGUCGCUGCAAAUGUUGAUUUGACGGUCACCGCAACACCACCUCUGCCAGAACCCAUACAGUUCAGCCAAUUUCUGAAAACCAACAUGGUGCUCAACACUGAGAUCAGACCAAGCAUCGCUAUGAGUACCUUUGCCGUGAUUGGAGUGAACACUCCCAUCCUCCAGGCUUCCCUGGUCUCAAGAGUCAAGCUCAACUCUAUUGUACCAGCCAAGAUUUCCGCAACGCUGGACAUUGCAGAUGGACACUUUAAGAUUGCGGCUCUACCCGUUUCUGUACCUGAAGAUGUUGCUGUUGUUGACAUUCAGUAUUAUGCUGUGGUGAGAAACAUUGAGGAACUUGGAGCUGAAAAGAUCACUCCCCUCAUACCUGCCAACACCUUUAAGCCAAAUUCAAAGGAGAUCCUCACCUCGCGGGUCAUUUCCUCUGAGUCUGUUAGUUCGUCCCAAUCUUCAGAACUCCUUCCGCGUGAUACAGAGAAAGAUACUAAGCCAAUCCAGCGCAAAGCACUUGAUAAGAAGUACUGUGUCAAAGCUUAUGGCAUUGGACUGAGAGGAUGUUUCAAGGUCUUCUCUGAAAAUGCUGCGUUCAUCACAGACAACUUGCUGUACAGACUGGCAGGAAGGCAGUUAGUCUCUUUAUCUGUGAAAAGGAUUGACGGAGAAGCCGUGGACAGACUGGAGAUGAUAGUUCAGCUUGGACCUAAGGCUGCAGAGAAGCUUAUCAAGCAUAUCAAUCUGAGUGAAGACGAAAUCGAAGGAAAGCCAGUCCUGAUGAAGCUCAAGAGACUUCUCAACAGCACCUCCUCUAGCUCCUCAUCAUCAUCGUCCUCCUCAUCCUCUGUGGCCUCUUCUUCAAGUUCGAGCUCAAAACUUCAGUCAUCAUCUUCGGUCAGCAGCAGCAGGAAGAGCAAGCGCAGUUCUUCGAGAUCUGUCAGCAGACCUUCCAAAAGCAGCUCUGGAUCUAGUUUGUCCUCCCUCUUCAGUGCCAGCUCUAGGUCUUCCAGCUCCAGUCGAAAAGUAUCAAAGCGAGUGGUUGACAACCGCACCUUCCGGAGGAACCACAAGAAGUCUCUUGCUACCUCAAAAUCAAAAUCUAGAAGCAGAAGCAGCGCCUCAAGCCAUGAAGCCAUCUACAAGCAGACUAAAUUCCUGGGCAAGGAAAUUGCUCCCAUCUUCGCCGUCAUCUUCCAAGCUGUGAGAGCCAAUGGCAAGCUCCAGGGAUACCAAAUUGCUGGCUACGCAGACAUACAUAAUGCCAGACUUCAGAUCAUCCUGUCCAACCUGGCUGCUGAUAACAACUGGAUUCUCAGUCUGGAUAGCAUCUUGCUAAGCAAGCACAAAGCCACAGCUAAAAUAGCUUGGGGCGAAAAGGGCAGGCAGUACGAGAUGAUGUUCACCGCUGAAACUGGUCUUCUUGGCCGGAGCCCGGCCGGUCGCCUAAGAUUGGCUUGGAAAGAACUGCCAUCUUACUUCAGGCGCUAUUCAAAGAUGGCUUAUCGGUACAUUCCUGAUUACGUGCUGGACCGCUUCAUUCAAGGGAAGGACAAUAACAGCCUCAAUCAGCUGUCAGUCACAGUGGCUGCAACAUCUGAAAGCACCUUGGAUUUGAUUUUGAAGACACCCACACGCAGCAUCUAUAAGCUGGCUUUGCGUCUCCCUAUCGCUUUGCCAAUGGAUGACUUCACAGGUCUGACACCCUUUGACGACCUGGCCGAUAAAGUCCAUUACUUGAUCUCUAAGGCCGGCGCAGCUGAAUGUAGCUACAGCAAAAACAUCCUGACCACCUUCAACAACAGGAAAUACACCAACGAGAUGCCGCUGUCUUGCUACCAGGUUAUGGCUCAAGACUGCACACACGAGAGGAAGUUCAUGGUGUUGCUGAAGAAGGACGGCUCCGACCACCAUCACAUCAACGUUAAAAUUGUUGACCUCGAUAUCGACCUGUUCCUGAGGAAGGAUAAUAUUAUCCUGGAGGUAAACGGAAAGGAUUUGCCCAUCUCCAGCCUGCCAUACCAACACCCAACAGCUAAAAUCCAGAUCAGACAAAACGGAGAAGGCCUUUCUGUCUUUGCCCCAAGUCUGGGACUUCAUGAAGUCUACUUUGACAUCAAAAUCUGUAAAGUUAAAGUUGUAGACUGGAUGAGGGGACAGAUGUGUGGACUCUGUGGAAUGUCUGACGGGCAGACCAGGAAGGAAUUCAGGACAUCUAACGGACGGGUGACCAAGAACGCAGUCAGCUAUGCUCAUUCCUGGGUUCUUCCUGCUGAGAGCUGCCGAGACAACACAGAAUGCCGCAUGAAGCUGGAGUCUGUGCAGCUGGAGAAGCAGAUGAACGUACACGGCCGGGAGUCAAAAUGUUUCUCCGUUGAGCCCGUUCUGCGCUGCUUGCCCGGCUGCUUCCCUGUCAAGACCACCGCCCUCACUGUCGGCUUCCACUGCAUUGCCGCUGACGCUGCUACGAUUCGCCAAGAUUUCUACAACUACAGCACGGACAUCAGGGAAUCGACGCAGGCCCACCUUGCUUGCAGCUGUACUGCUCAGUGUGCAUAAGAAAAUGUACUUGUCAAUUUGUCUCUAGCUUUGGAAUACCAAUUUAAAUAAAGCUCA
Molecule: messenger RNA, 5022 nt
Organism: Nerophis lumbriciformis (worm pipefish)
Lineage: Eukaryota; Metazoa; Chordata; Actinopteri; Syngnathiformes; Syngnathidae
Product: vitellogenin-1
Biological process (GO): cellular response to estrogen stimulus; response to estradiol; lipid transport
Molecular function (GO): lipid carrier activity
Source: RefSeq, a predicted model, not a curated record